Molecule: messenger RNA, 1474 nt
Organism: Acanthopagrus latus (yellowfin seabream)
Lineage: Eukaryota; Metazoa; Chordata; Actinopteri; Spariformes; Sparidae
Gene: tnfaip8l3
Product: tumor necrosis factor, alpha-induced protein 8-like 3
Exons: 2
Coding region: 327-935 (202 amino acids)
Biological process (GO): regulation of apoptotic process
Cellular component (GO): cytoplasm
Source: RefSeq, a predicted model, not a curated record
AGGGGAGGAGGCAUCAGAAAGUAGACGAGAGGGAGAAGGCAAGAGGGAAACUGUGAGAGUCAGUAGAAGAGAGAGGAGAGCAGAAAAAGGAGGACAGCUCAGCAAAUCAGCCUAGAAGCGAUCCUCUCACAGCUGCAGUGAUCCAGGCUGGGAGGGGAAGUUUAGCUCAGCAGAAGGAACAUAUAAGAGAUAGCUCAUUUUUUCAUUUUUUUAAAUUUAUUUAUCUGGGCAAAGACAUCAGAAGACUCCUUGGAGAGGAGAGGCAAGAAGAAGACAGAGGAAUCAGAGAGCUUCUGCAGCCUCAGAGUGUCCUCCUGCAGGGGAAGAUGGAUUCAGACUCCGGAGAGCAGAGUGACGGAGACCUCUCUCCAGGACAUGAGAGCUUUAACUCGCGCUCCCUGGCCUUGCAAGCCCAGAAGAAGAUCCUGAGCAAGAUGGCGACCAUGGUGGUGGCCAACAUGCUGACAGACGACACCAGCAGCGAGAUCUUGGACGAGCUCUACAAGACAAGCCGGGAGUUCACCAAGAGCAAGAAGGAGGCCCACAAGAUCAUCAAGGACGUCAUCAAGAUCGCCCUGAAGAUCGGCAUCCUGUACCGCAACCACCAGUUCAGCCCCGACGAGCUGGACACGGUGGAGCGCUUCAAGAAGAAGAUGAACCAGGCGGCCAUGACGGCGGUGUCGUUCUAUGAGGUGGAGUACACCUUCGACAGGAAUAUUCUGUCAGAGCUCCUGCUGGAGUGCAGGGACCUGCUUCACACCCUGGUCGAGCAGCACCUGACCGCACGCUCACAUGCUCGUAUCGAUCACGUUUUCAACCAUUUCGCCCACGGGGAGUUCCUGGCCGAGCUGUACGGGGACGGAGAGGAGUACAGACUGUCUCUGAGGAAGAUCUGCAACGGCAUCAACAAACUGCUGGACGAAGGAACGCUUUAACCUCUCACACCUGACCUCUUUCACCUCUCGCUGGUUUCUCCUGCCUCCUUCUAUUUCCUUUUCACCCGCUCACCUCUGCUCUAUCUUCUUUUUCGCUCUCGUCUUCCUCUUUCUUCUUCACCCAUUUCCAUGACGCUAGUUGUAACAUCCUGCUGCUGUGGUUCAAUGAGGGAAUUAGACUGUCUUUCCAUUCCGUGGAUCAUUGCUGCACACUGGGACAGCCUGUAUCAUGUUGUGUGCAUUGUAGCAUCCCAAGUCAUCCUUUUUGUGUGCAAACGUGAACUGUACCAAUGGCCAAAAAACAUACAGUAGGUAUAUUUGGAUAUGGAAGAUAAUCAGUGGUAGUAAUCAGUCUCUCUCUCUUUGUGUGUGUGUGUGUGUGUGCGUGUGUGCACAAGUGUUUGUAUGGGGUUUGCUUGAAUAAUGUGUUUGUAUAUAAGACCAACUAUGACAUGGUGGGUAUGUAAUAUGUAUCUGUGUCAAACUUCUCUACAAGGGUGUAACACUUGUCUUUUAUUAAAGAUUUCUUGUAAACAUGA